Fragaria vesca subsp. vesca is the source of this 2748-nucleotide messenger RNA. RefSeq lists its product as uncharacterized. Gene Ontology annotation, cellular component: mitochondrial outer membrane. Lineage: Eukaryota; Viridiplantae; Streptophyta; Magnoliopsida; Rosales; Rosaceae. The record is from RefSeq and is a predicted model, not a curated record. The transcript is spliced from 16 exons. Bases 1 to 2586 code for a protein of 861 amino acids. Gene Ontology annotation, molecular function: ATP binding; ATP hydrolysis activity.
AUGGAGCAGAAAGGUAUACUCCUAUCGGCGUUGGGUGUGGGGAUGGGAGUCGGAGUUGGACUCGGGUUGGCCUCGGGUCAGACGAUGAGCAAAUGGGCCGGGUAUGAGGGCUUGGCCAACGGUAUAACUCCGGACAGGGUGGAGCAGGAGAUGCUACGACAGAUCGUUGAUGGCAGAGACAGCAAGGUCACCUUCGACCAAUUCCCUUAUUACCUCAAUGAACAGACACGAGUGUUGUUAACGAGUGCGGCCUAUGUCCAUCUGAAGAGGGCAGAGGUUUCUAAGUACACCCGGAAUCUUUCUCCGGCGAGUCGGGCUAUUUUGCUCUCGGGGCCUGCAGAAAACUACCAACAACUGCUUGCCAAGGCUUUAUCCCAUUACUUCCAGGCCAAGUUGCUGCUGUUAGAUGUAACAGAUUUUUCUCUAAAGAUUCAGAGCAAAUAUGGUACUGGCAAUAAAGCAUCUGCUUUUAAAAGGUCUACUUCGGAGAUGACGCUAGAUCGGCUUUCUGGUCUAUUUGGAUCAUUUUCAAUUUUUCCUCAAAAGGAGGAACCGAAAGGCACAUUACGCAGGCAAAGCAGUGGCGUGGAUUUAGGAUCAAGGGGACUAGAAGGUUCUAAAAAUGCUCCAAAGCUUCGUAGAAAUGCUUCUGCUGCAGCUAAUAUCAGUAACCUUGCUUCUCAGGGAUCUCCUUCAAACCCAGCUCCUCUUAAGCGAACAAGCAGCUGGUCUUUUGACGAAAGACUUUUCCUGCAGUCCCUGUACAAGGUUUUGGUUUAUGUUUCAAAAACCACUCCCAUUGUGCUGUAUCUGAGGGAUGUUGACAACCUCUUUUCUAGAUCACAAAGGAUAUAUAACUUGUUCCAGAAAAUGUUGGACAAGUUAUCCGGAGCUGUGCUGAUCCUUGGUUCCCGAAUUGUGGAUUUGGAUAAUGACUACAGAGACGUUGAUGAGAGGCUUACUGCACUUUUCCCUUACAACAUCGAGAUCAGGCCUCCUGAUAAUGAGUCGCAUCUUGUUAGCUGGAAGACUCAACUAGAGGAAGAUAUGAAAAUGAUUCAGGUUCAGGAUAACAAAAACCACAUAAUGGAAGUCCUUUCAGCUAAUGAUCUCGAUUGUGAUGAUCUAGGUUCAAUUUGCAUUGCUGACACAAUGGAUCUCAGUCAUUAUAUAGAAGAGAUUGUGGUAUCAGCUGUUUCUUAUCAUUUAAUGAAUAACAGAGAUCCUGAAUAUAGAAAUGGAAAACUUGUGAUUUCGUCCAAGAGUUUAUCCCAUGGAUUAAGUAUAUUCCAAGAGGGAAAGUUCGGUGGCAAAGAUACAAUUAAGUUGGAAGCACAGGCCGAAUUUUCCAAGGAAGCAGGAAAGGAAGGCACUACUGGUGUGAAUCUAGAAACAAAAGCUGACAGCAGUGCUCCUGAGGACAAAAGUGGAGCAGAGAUAGUAGCUUCAGUGGUAAAAUCAGAACCUGUAACCACAAAAACAGAACCUGCACCAGUGAAAACAGAUUCGGACAAUCCAGUCCCAGCUUUUAAAGCUCCUGAAGUUCCCGAUAAUGAAUUUGAGAAGCGGAUAAGGCCAGAGGUCAUACCAGCCAAUGAGAUUGGUGUAACAUUUUCUGAUAUCGGUGCCAUGGAGGAGAUUAAAGAAUCCCUUCAAGAAUUAGUAAUGCUCCCACUGCGGAGACCUGAUCUUUUCAACGGAGGCCUGUUAAAGCCUUGCAGAGGUAUAUUGCUAUUUGGUCCACCCGGUAGUGGGAAGACUAUGCUAGCAAAGGCCAUUGCUAGGGAAGCUGGAGCUAGUUUCAUCAAUGUAUCCAUGUCUACCAUUACUUCCAAAUGGUUUGGUGAAGAUGAGAAAAAUGUCCGAGCUUUGUUCACACUAGCAUCCAAAGUCUCUCCAACUAUCAUCUUUGUGGAUGAAGUUGACAGCAUGCUUGGGCAGAGAACCCGAGUUGGAGAGCAUGAAGCCAUGCGAAAGAUAAAGAAUGAAUUUAUGACUCAUUGGGAUGGUCUCAUGACUAAACAAGGAGAGCGGAUCCUUGUCCUUGCUGCAACUAACAGGCCAUUUGACCUUGAUGAAGCAAUUAUCAGGCGUUUUGAACGGAGAAUUUUGGUUGGGCUACCGACUCCAGAGAACAGAGAAAUGAUCAUGAGGACUCUGCUGGCAAAAGAGAAGGUGGAUGAACGACUAGAUUUCAAGGAGCUUGCAACCAUGACUGAAGGAUAUAGUGGAAGUGAUCUUAAGAACUUGUGCACAACAGCAGCCUAUCGGCCUGUUAGGGAGUUGAUACAGGCAGAGAGAGAAAAGGAUUUGGAGAAAAAGAAGAGAGCAGCAGAGAAACAAAAUCAACAAGAUGCUUCUGAAGAUCCAAAUCCGGAAGCCGUCUCGGAUACAAAGGAAGAACCGAAAGAAGGAAGGGUGAUCAUCCUCAGGCCCCUAAAUAUGGAAGACUUGCGGCAGGCAAAGAAUCAAGUUGCAGCUAGCUUUGCAGCUGAGGGAGCUAUGAUGAAUGAACUGAAGCAGUGGAAUGACCUAUACGGGGAAGGGGGGUCGAGAAAGAAGGAGCAGUUAUCUUAUUUCCUAUGAGACUGGUGGUAGAACCUAUAGUGAACUUCGACUGGUGGAAGUAUUAACACGUUGAUCUAGCCUCCAUCGUAUGUCAAAAAUCUCUCUCUUGUAUGUAUUACCUUCAUUUCAGUUCCUUUUAGUAGACACAACAGUCUUGAAUGGAUAAAUGAGAUUGUAUUA